This is a messenger RNA of Tauraco erythrolophus (red-crested turaco), 5843 nucleotides long. The record is from RefSeq and is a predicted model, not a curated record. Lineage: Eukaryota; Metazoa; Chordata; Aves; Musophagiformes; Musophagidae.
GGUGUCUUUCACCGCUUCUUCGCUGCUGCCAAGUCUUCCUCCAGCCGUGCAAGAUGUCUAUGCUGGACAUGAGCGAGUUUGGGGAGGCUGCUGAAUACCUCCGGAAAAGCUACACGGAGCAGCUGAAGCUUCAGACAAUCCCAUUUGAUGGAAAGAAGCGAGCUUGGAUCCCGGAUGAGAAAGAAGCUUAUAUUGAAGUGGAAAUCAAAGAAAGCACUGGUGGCAAAGUCACUGUGGAAACCAAAAACAAGGAAACACGGGUGGUGAAGGAGGACGAGCUGCAGCCCAUGAACCCCCCCAAGUUCGACAUGAUCGAGGACAUGGCCAUGCUGACGCACCUCAACGAGGCCUCCGUGCUCUACAACCUGAAGCGCCGCUACUCGCACUGGAUGAUCUACACCUACUCAGGGCUCUUCUGCGUCACCAUCAACCCCUACAAGUGGCUGCCCGUCUACACGGCACCCGUGGUGGCUGCCUACAAGGGCAAGCGGCGCUCCGAGGCGCCGCCGCACAUCUACUCCAUCGCUGACAACGCCUACAACGACAUGCUGCGCAACCGCGAAAACCAGUCCAUGCUCAUCACCGGAGAAUCUGGUGCUGGUAAGACUGUAAACACCAAGCGGGUCAUUCAGUACUUUGCCAUUGUCGCAGCCUUGGGCGACGCACCGGGCAAGAAAUUAGCAGCUCUUGCCACUAAGACUGGGGGCACCCUCGAAGAUCAAAUCAUCGAGGCUAACCCAGCUAUGGAAGCUUUUGGCAAUGCCAAAACCAUAAGAAAUGACAACUCUUCCCGUUUUGGCAAGUUCAUCCGGAUCCAUUUCGGCCCCUCCGGGAAGCUGGCCUCUGCAGACAUCGACAUCUAUCUUCUGGAAAAAUCAAGAGUGAUUUUCCAGCAACCCAAAGAGCGAAGCUACCACAUCUACUACCAGAUUCUCUCUGGGAAGAAACCAGAGCUGCAAGAUAUGCUGCUGCUCUCCCUCAACCCCUACGACUACCACUUCUGCUCUCAGGGUGUAACGACUGUGGACAACCUGGAUGAUGGCGAGGAGCUCAUGGCAACAGAUCACGCCAUGGACAUCCUGGGCUUCAGCAAUGAUGAAAAAUACGGCUCCUAUAAAAUAGUGGGCGCUAUCAUGCACUUCGGCAACAUGAAGUUCAAGCAAAAGCAGCGAGAAGAGCAGGCAGAGGCUGACGGCACUGAAAGUGCUGACAAAGCUGCCUACCUGAUGGGAAUCAGCUCAGCUGACCUCAUCAAGGGGUUGCUCCAUCCUCGUGUGAAAGUGGGCAAUGAGUACGUGACCAAAGGUCAGAACGUGGAACAGGUUGUCUAUGCUGUGGGAGCCCUGGCUAAAGCCACCUAUGAUCGCAUGUUUAAGUGGCUGGUGACUCGGAUCAACAAGACCCUAGACACCAAGCUAGCCAGACAGUUCUUCAUCGGAGUACUGGACAUUGCAGGCUUCGAGAUCUUUGACUUCAACAGCUUUGAGCAGCUGUGCAUCAACUUCACCAAUGAGAAGCUGCAACAGUUCUUCAACCACCACAUGUUUGUCCUGGAGCAAGAAGAAUACAAGAAGGAAGGCAUUGAAUGGGUCUUCAUUGACUUUGGCCUGGACCUGCAGGCUUGCAUCGACCUGAUUGAGAAGCCACUGGGAAUCCUGUCCAUCCUCGAAGAGGAGUGCAUGUUCCCGAAAGCCUCUGACAUGUCGUUCAAAGCUAAGCUCUACGACAACCACAUUGGGAAGUCACCCAACUUCCAGAAGCCCCGGCCGGAUAAAAAGCGGAAAUACGAGGCCCACUUUGAGCUGGUGCACUAUGCUGGUGUGGUGCCAUACAACAUUGUUGGGUGGCUGGACAAGAACAAGGACCCUCUGAAUGAGACAGUGGUGUCCGUCUUCCAAAAAUCCCAAAACAAGCUCCUGGCCUCCCUCUAUGAGAACUACGUAGGCUCUACUUCAGGUGAGGAAGGGACCAAGGAGAAACGUAAGAAGGCAGCUUCUUUCCAAACAGUGUCACAGCUGCACAAGGAGAAUCUCAACAAGCUGAUGACCAACCUGCGCUCCACUCAGCCCCACUUUGUCCGCUGCAUCAUCCCCAAUGAGACAAAGACCCCAGGAGCCAUGGAUGCAUUCCUGGUGCUGCACCAGCUGCGCUGUAACGGUGUCCUUGAAGGUAUCCGCAUCUGCCGUAAGGGAUUCCCCAACAGGAUCCUCUACGCAGACUUCAAGCAGCGCUACCGUAUCCUGAAUCCAACGGCCAUUCCAGAUGACAAGUUUGUGGACAGCAGAAAGGCCACAGAGAAGCUGCUGAGCUCCCUGGAACUAGACCACUCACAGUACAAGUUUGGUCAUACCAAGGUGUUUUUCAAGGCUGGUUUGCUGGGCUUGCUGGAAGAGAUGCGAGACGAGCGUCUGGCCAAGAUCCUGACCAUGUUGCAGGCCAGAAUCCGUGGGCACCUCAUGCGCAUUGAGUAUCAGAAGAUCAUUAGCAGGAGGGAAGCCCUCUAUACCAUCCAGUGGAACAUCCGAGCCUUCAAUGCUGUCAAGAACUGGUCCUGGAUGAAGCUGUUCUUCAAGAUCAAGCCUCUACUCAAGUCUGCUCAGACUGAGAAAGAAAUGUCCAACCUGAAGGAGGAGUUCCAGAAGCUGAAGGAGGCUCUGGAGAAGUCUGAGGCUAAGAGGAAGGAGCUGGAGGAGAAGCAGGUCUCCAUGAUCCAGGAGAAGAAUGACUUGGCUCUCCAGCUGCAGGCAGAGCAAGACAACCUGGCAGAUGCAGAGGAACGCUGCGACCUGCUGAUCAAAUCCAAGAUCCAGCUGGAGGCCAAGGUGAAGGAGCUGACAGAGCGUCUGGAGGAUGAAGAGGAGAUGAACUCAGAUCUCACUGCCAAGAAACGCAAGCUGGAAGAUGAGUGUGCAGAGCUGAAGAAGGACAUCGAUGACCUAGAGAUCACGCUGGCCAAGGUGGAGAAGGAGAAGCAUGCCACGGAGAACAAGGUUAAAAACCUGAUUGAAGAGAUGGCUGCUCUGGAUGAGAUCAUUGCAAAGCUGACGAAAGAGAAGAAAGCACUGCAAGAGGCCCAUCAGCAGGCCCUGGAUGACCUGCAGGCUGAGGAAGAUAAGGUCAACACAUUGACCAAAGCCAAGGUCAAACUGGAGCAGCAAGUGGAUGACCUGGAAAGCUCUCUUGAACAAGAAAAGAAAGUCCGCAUGGACCUGGAAAGAGCAAAGAGGAAGCUUGAAGGAGACCUGAAGUUGACACAAGAGUCUGUGAUGGAUCUGGAGAAUGACAAACAGCAGCUGGAGGAGAAACUCAAAAAGAAAGACUUUGAAAUGAGUCAACUGAAUUCAAGGAUUGAAGAUGGGCAAGUAACCGAGGCCCAGCUGCAGAAGAAGAUCAAGGAGCUCCAGGCCCGCAUUGAGGAGCUGGAGGAGGAGCUGGAGGCCGAGCGUGCUGCCAGAGCCAAGGUGGAGAAGCAGCGAGCAGAAGUGUCACGGGAGCUGGAGGAGCUGAGCGAACGGCUGGAGGAGGCCGGUGGGGCAACGGCCACGCAGCUGGAGAUGAACAAGAAGCGGGAAGCAGAAUUCCUGAAGCUGCGGCGGGACCUGGAGGAAGCAACCCUGCAGCACGAGUCCACGGCAGCCGCCCUGCGGAAGAAGCACGCGGACAGCGUGGCGGAGCUGAGCGAGCAGAUCGACAACCUGCAGCGCGUCAAGCAGAAGCUGGAGAAGGAGAAGAGCGAGAUGAAGAUGGAGGUGGAUGACCUGUCAUCCAACAUUGAAUACCUCACCAAGAACAAGGCCAGUGCCGAGAAGCUGUGCCGCACCUACGAGGACCAGCUGAGUGAGGCCAAGUCCAAAGUGGACGAGCUGCAGCGCCAGCUGACCGACGUGAGCACGCAGCGGGGCAGGCUGCAGACCGAGAACGGGGAGCUUAGCCGGCUGCUGGAGGAGAAGGAGUCCUUCAUCAACCAGCUGAGCCGUGGCAAGACCUCAUUCACACAGAACAUCGAGGAGCUCAAGAGGCAGCUGGAGGAAGAGACCAAGAGCAAGAAUGCCCUGGCCCAUGCCCUGCAAGCCUCCCGGCAUGACUGCGACCUGCUGCGGGAGCAGUACGAGGAGGAGGUGGAGGCCAAGAGCGAGCUCCAGAGGAACUUGUCCAAGGCCAAUGCAGAAGUAGCCCAGUGGAGAACCAAGUACGAGACAGAUGCCAUCCAGAGGACGGAGGAGCUGGAGGAAGCCAAGAAGAAGCUGGCCACCCGGCUGCAGGAGGCAGAGGAGGCAGUGGAGGCUGCCCAUGCCAAGUGCUCUUCGCUGGAAAAGACCAAGCACCGGCUGCAGACAGAGAUCGAGGACCUGUCGGUGGACCUGGAGCGUGCCAACUCAGCCUGUGCCGCCCUGGACAAGAAGCAACGCAACUUCGACAGGAUCCUGGCUGAGUGGAAGCAGAAGUAUGAGGAGACCCAGGCAGAGCUGGAGGCAUCACAGAAGGAGUCACGCAGCCUAAGCACGGAGCUCUUCAAGCUCAAGAAUGCCUAUGAGGAGUCCCUGGACAACCUGGAGACCCUCAAGAGGGAGAACAAGAACCUGCAAGAGGAAAUCGCUGAUCUGACUGACCAGAUCAGUCUGAGUGGCAAAACCAUCCAUGAGCUGGAGAAGCUGAAGAAAGCCCUGGAGAGUGAGAAGAGCGACAUCCAGGCAGCUCUGGAGGAGGAGGGAGCCCUGGAGCACGAGGAGAGCAAGACGCUGCGCAUCCAGCUGGAGCUGAACCAGAUCAAGGCUGACGUGGACAGGAAGCUGGCGGAGAAGGACGAGGAGUUUGAGAACCUGAGGCGCAACCACCAGCGUGCCAUGGACUCCAUGCAGGCCACGCUGGAUGCAGAGGCUCGGGCCAAGAACGAGGCUGUCCGGCUGAGGAAGAAGAUGGAGGGAGACCUGAACGAGAUGGAGAUCCAGCUGAGCCACGCCAACCGCCAGGCUGCCGAGUUCCAGAAACUGGGCCGCCAGCUCCAGGCCCAGAUCAAGGACCUGCAAAUCGAGCUGGAUGACACGCAACGCCACAACGAUGACCUGAAGGAGCAGGCAGCUGCCCUGGAACGCCGCAAGGCAGAGGUGGAGGAGCUGCGGGCGGCGCUGGAGCAGGCGGAGAGGAGCAGGAAGCUGGCGGAGCAGGAGCUGCUGGAGGCCACGGAGAGGGUCAACCUGCUCCACUCCCAGAACACGGGCCUGAUCAACCAAAAGAAGAAGCUGGAGACAGACAUCUCGCAGCUGAGCAGCGAGGUGGAGGACGCAGUGCAGGAGUGCCGCAACGCGGAGGAGAAGGCGAAGAAGGCGAUCACGGAUGCUGCCAUGAUGGCAGAGGAGCUGAAGAAGGAGCAGGACACAAGUGCGCACCUGGAGCGGAUGAAGAAGAACAUGGAGCAGACCAUCAAGGACCUGCAGAUGCGCCUGGACGAAGCGGAGCAGAUUGCUCUCAAGGGGGGCAAGAAGCAGAUCCAGAAGCUGGAGGCCAGGGUGCGGGAGCUGGAGGGAGAGCUGGAUGCAGAGCAGAAGAAGAUGGCUGAAGCCCAGAAGGGCAUUCGCAAGUACGAGCGGAGGAUCAAGGAGGCUGAAGAAGACCGGAAGAACCUGGCACGGAUGCAGGACCUGAUCGACAAGCUGCAGAGCAAGGUCAAGAGCUACAAGCGCCAGUUUGAGGAGGCGGAGCAGCAGGCCAACUCCAACUUGGUGAAGUACCGCAAGGUGCAGCAUGAGCUGGACGACGCGGAGGAGCGUGCCGACAUCGCCGAGACGCAGGUCAACAAGCUGCGCGCCCGCACCAGGGAGGUCAUCACCUCCAAGCACGAGUAG